AUGUGCUUGUUUCCACAAAGAGCUUCGUAUUGCUCAAAGACUCAGAAUAACCAAAUCUAUGAUUUUAAACAUAAUAUAGACCCAACUACAUCAAGUUACCAAACCAAAAAACUUAUCCAACAACUCAAUAAUACAACCCAAACUAUUCCAAAAUCUCCAAUCCCUCAACAAAAACCUACUAAUGAAAUACCAACUACUCCUUCUCCAUAUUCUCAUACUCAUACAUGCCCAACAUGUGAUCAACUAAUUAACUGCAAAUCAAUUAAUGAUCAGCACUCACCUCAAAGUGGUACAAUUAGACAAGACAAAAACUACUACCACUCUACCUGUGCUGCUUCUACUUCUUUCUCAGUCUCUUUUAUCUCUGCACUACCUGAUGAAGUUAUAAAACAACCCAAACCACCUUCUAUAUCGAGCUUGGUAGAUAAUUUUCAAAAAUCUAAUCAGACUCAAAAACCUCAAUCACAAGUUAAAAAUAAUAAACCAAACCCUCUUAACAAUCUUUUUCCACUUACUUCAACCCAAGAACCACAAUCUAACACUGAUAUGGAAGUCAAUCAUUCACUUUCUCCUUCUCCUGUUAAUCAAUUUUUUGCUAACAAUAACUCUAUUCAAUCAUCAAAUUUAACUCAAACUAACUUUUCUAAAAAUAUUAUUGAAGAUACUACAAUAGAAUCAGAUCACAAUAUUAUUCUACUUGAAUUUUCUAUUCUAUUAACAAUUUCUUCUUCAUACAAACAACCUCCUAGGAAAAUCUCUCUUUGGAAACAAGUAUCAUUUGAACAAAUCCAAAAAUACCAAACACAUAUAGAUCAAAACUUAACUAAAAUUCGCUUACAUAUUCCACAAAUUCAAAACCAA
Molecule: messenger RNA, 861 nt
Organism: Dentiscutata erythropus
Lineage: Eukaryota; Fungi; Glomeromycota; Glomeromycetes; Diversisporales; Gigasporaceae
Source: the annotation of a GenBank genome assembly